Messenger RNA from Sapajus apella (tufted capuchin), 835 nucleotides. RefSeq names its product neuroblastoma breakpoint family member 6-like protein. The record is from RefSeq and is a predicted model, not a curated record. Lineage: Eukaryota; Metazoa; Chordata; Mammalia; Primates; Cebidae.
AUGGCAGUAUCUCCCACCACUUGUUUUGGUCCAAGGGCAGAAAUGAGCAUCCUGGAAACCAAUCAGUACUUGUGCUCUGAACGGGAAAAAUGCCAGCAGAACUUCCGAGACCUCAAAGAGACAUUCGUGACAUCCAAGGCUACUGCCUACUCCCUGGCCAACCACCUGCAGAAAUACAGUAGUGAAGAGGACAAAGAUCUUACGAGUCUGCUGGAGGAGGAGCUGAGUUUGAGGAGGGGACUGGCUGAGUUGCCGAGAGCAGCUGCAAGGCUGCGAAUACAUGAUCCCUUAAUCCAGGCUCAGGCUGAAGAACUAACCCACUUACGGCAGAAGAUACAGGAAGGGAGAGGUGUCUGCUGCCUUUUCACCCAGCAUGUGAAGAACACAGUCAAGUCUUUUGAGGGCCUCCUCAGGAACACUGGCAUUGCCUACGAGCAGAGACAGAGACUCUGUGAGCAAAUGGUAGAAGGAAGCCAGCCGACAGAGAUCCUUGCCAGAAACCUCGCAACAGAAAAUCACAAAGAUAAGCAAGAAGAAGACAGGCAAAAACUACUGGCUCCCAGAUCAGAACUAGCUAAGAAGCUGUGGCUCCAGGCUGCCUUGGUUUAAUCCCUCAUCUUGCCUGCUCCCCCAGGCUCGUAUUUGACUCAUUCCAGCCGCCAUGACUCCCGCCAGCUUCCCAGCAGCAAUGCCUUCCUGUCUGAUGCACAAGACCCCUCUACUGUGGAUGUAGCCAGUGAGUGCUCCCUUUAUAAGAAAAAUAAAGCUCCAUCAACCUCUCAAUAGCUCCUGCAUUCUACAGGCUCACCACCUGUGUCUAAACUGAGAGAUGUUA